Molecule: messenger RNA, 1588 nt
Organism: Stegostoma tigrinum
Lineage: Eukaryota; Metazoa; Chordata; Chondrichthyes; Orectolobiformes; Stegostomatidae
Gene: mbip
Product: MAP3K12 binding inhibitory protein 1
Exons: 7
Coding region: 100-969 (289 amino acids)
Cellular component (GO): cytosol
Source: RefSeq, a predicted model, not a curated record
CGGCCAGAGAAGGUGUGUGAAGUUUCGAUCUCAGGCAGUGCAGUGUAGAAUGUACCAGUGCCUCCUGUGAGCUGCUCCUGCUCGCCUUUCGCUUCGGUCAUGGCGGCCGAGGUAGAACCAGGGGCUGCCGACAAGGAGAUGGCCCAGAGCCUGCACACCCUGCUCAAUGCGCUCAGCCGCUUCCACCAGCAGCUUAACGUUGGAGGUGAUGUUCUAAACAUUACUAUUGAUCUACGUAAGCUUCAGAGCCUGCCAGCACAUCUCAACCCAGGGCACCUUAGUAGCUUACUCCAGCAACAUAUCCUUGAUUUGCAGUGUGUUUCAGAUAAAUUGAAAUUAUUGAUGAGAAAAGACGUUUCUGGAAUUGGAAGCACAGGAGAGACUAUGCUGCCUACAAAACCUAAUAAUUAUUCCAAUUCAGCAGUGACUGGCCAUAAGCAAAUUUCAAGUAAACCGAUUAAUCUAAAAUCAAAAGUAUUCCUAAAUGACGCUCAAAACAAGUCUGAAGGACAAGAUGGACCAAAUAGCCAAACUGAUACAGAAUUGGUUCAAAUCAAGGCAAACAGAGAUGAAAUUGAAAGAAGAAUUUCAGCAUUCAUGGAGAGAAAGCAGGCAGAGAUCAAUGAAAAUAACAUCCGCGAAUUCUGCAAUGUUAUUAAUUGUAAUCAAGAAAACAGCUGUGCUAGAACAGAUGCAGUCUUCACGCCGCACCCUGGUUUCAAAAGUCAUAUAAAAGUUUCAAGAGUUGUGAAUACAUAUGGGCCUCAGACAAGGACUGAAGGUGUGGAAGCAUCUCUGCAAAAACGUGAAACUGUGACACAAAAUUGUGGUAACCCUGCUGUUGAAGAAAGGCUUCAGAAUAUGGAGACCCACUUGAAGCUUCCAACAGGUUCAGUAUCCAUUGUUCAUACGUCUGAAAACCAAAAAGCCAUAAAACCCAAAGAUCUUUUCGUAAGUAGAUCUAAAUGAACCUGUACAAGUGUUGAGUUUGUGUCCCUUGGAAAAAUUUUUGCUUGGCCUGCACAAACCCUAAUGAACUAUAAAGCAAAACUUUUAUCCAAAGGGGCCAAACUCAGGAUCUGUAGACACAGAGUUCAGCCCUUUGGUAAAAGAAACUUCACUUUUGGGUUCAUUCAGGUCUGUUCAGAUUAAGUGAAGGGCCCAAACAGAUUAAAUGGACUAUCUGAAAACCAGUUCAGAUAAAGGAUUCCUGAUCAAGGUAUUGAUAUGGUGAGGGAUUCUACCAUCUGUGAAGAAAAUCUGCAUAAGCUCUAACUAUACUGGACCAUUUAUCUUUUUAUUGGUAUUUGACUCUUCAUAUACACUUGCAUAUGCAUUGAAACACAUUUUUAAAUAGUGAAUUAUGAUUGCUUUUCCAUUUGCAUAUUAAAUAUUUAUCUACUUUUCUGUAAUUGUCAGCCUCUUAAAGGUAUUCAGCAUCUUAUUAUGAACUUCUUUUUGUCACUUUGGGAGCCAAAGUGUUAAUGCAAAUCACAGACGAACAAGCAGGGAACAAACUGUUCAAAUUAGUUAGCUGGUUAAAAGAGAUCACUAAAUACUUAUGGAAGACUCAGUUGAAAUGAACAUA